UCCCCGCGGUCUGGAGGACUCAGUUCGAGCGUUGCCCCAGCGCCCGGUUGGGGAUGUCCGCCAGACCAGAUCGGGCCGGUCCCGGGGCGGUUCUCCCCGGAAUGAGCUGAGGUUCCUCACAACAGAAACAGUACACAAUGGACCGUCAUCAAGGGUAUUCUGGAGAGAGGUUUAACCGGCAUGUCCUCAGUGAAGACAAAUCUGUGGUGAGCCAGAUGCAGAAAAAAUACUGGAAGACAAAGCAGGUGCUUAUUAAAGCAACAGGGAAGAAAGAAGAUGAGCAUGUGGUGGCAUCUGACGCGGAUUUGGAUGCAAAAUUGGAGAUUUUCCGAAUAGUGCAGACAUCAUGCAUGGACCUUCUGAAGGUGAUUGAAAAAUAUCAGCAAAGACUCAACACUCUAUCCCAGGAGGAGAAUGAGCUGGGCAUGUUUCUGAAGGCACAAAGUGAACAGGAUAAAACCCCAGCUGGCAGGAUGAUGAAUGCCACCAGUAAGGCCCUGUGUGGUUCGGCAAAGCAAAGGUUAGCACUGCGUGCCCCUCUAGUACGACUGGAGCAGGAAGUGGAAACAUUCCGGCGACGAGCAGUCACUGAUACUCUCCUCACAGUGAACCGGAUGGAACAGUCUCGAACAGAGUACAGGGGGGCACUACUCUGGAUGAAGGAUGUCUCUCAGGAAUUGGAUCCUGACACAUACAAGCAGAUGGAGAAGUUCAGGAAGGUCCAGGCACAAGUGCGGAACGCCAAAGUUCAGUUUGACAAGUUAAAGAAUGAUGUGUGUCAGAAAGUAGACUUACUUGGAGCGAGCCGUUGCAAUCUUCUUUCCCAGUCACUUGUUGCUUACCAGAAUACUCUGCUGCACUUCUGGGAGAGGACUGCUCGUGCAAUGGCACAGAUUCAUGAGAGUUUCAAGGGCCAUCAGCCGUACAAAUUUACUGCUUUGAAGAGCUUGCAAGACCCAUUUAGUCAUCUAAUGGAGGCGGAGCUCAACCAGAAUCAAGAGAAAGAGAAGGAAUGUGGAACUAAUGAUAUAGACAAGUUGGUGGUCCUGGAUGAAGAUGAAGAACCUGAACCUGUUGCAGGGGGCGAGAGUGAAGUACCAGUGAACACUUCCGACCAGGAUGGUACGCAAUUAGCUGCAGAACUGGAACAGUCUAGCAACACGCAGCUCGAUGAGAUGGUGCCAAAGGACUUCCUGCCCGACCUGUUAGAAAGUGACAGUCUGGAGAAACACGAAUUGACCUUUUUGAAUGACCUUUUAAGCCCUCAAUCCAGUACGCCCAGUAACUUCAGCCACAAAUGGCAGAGUACGUUUGGAAGCUCUGAGCUCGGUUCGGAGCCUGAGAGUGGGAUGGUCAAACCCAAACCAACAGACACACCAACCGGUUUCCUGCCAUCUGAGCUUUUCGAUCUCAGCCAUGACCCAACAGGAUCUUUCAUUGGUUGGACAGAUGCACCCAAACAACAGCCAGCACCACUUCUAACCCCACAACAUCUGGAGACGAAGGUUCCAGAAACUAACCCCCAGACUCUACCAAGUGUUCCAUCUAAAGCAUCUAAGGGCAACACACAAGACAAGUCAGCUUGGUUUAAUCUGUUUGCAGACCUGGAUCCCCUCUCGAAUCCUGAUGCAAUUGGUCGUACGGCUGAGGACCACCUUAAUGCUUGAUGCUGGGCGGGUGGAGAAGGCAGACACUAAAUUAUAUAAUACACAAAUGUCUUACUACUGCAAUUUUAUCAAAUAUAUAUAUUGUUUAAUGUAUAUAUUUACUAUAACACUGGAUUAUGAUCUCUUUAGCUAUAGCAUUUUAAAGAGUUGCAUUGGGGAUUGGUUCAAUGGAAUGAUACUGAACCACUAAGCUACUGGGUUGUGGUGUUGAUGAUUCUGAGUUCCUGUUUAAUUUUUCAUAUUCAGGCUGCGCUGCUGUAAUCUGGUUGCUGGGUAUUUACCUGUUUACAGAUAGCAUCAAGCAGAUGUUAACUAGUACCUCACAGGCUGUGGGAUAGGGCCAUACAGUGGAUGUAGAAGCAGUGCUGCCUGACGGUAGUUUUCCCAGUCUGCUUGCUGUCUUAGGGCCUAGACAAUGUCUGGGUCAGCUCAAGAUUGUGAUCUGGCAAUGGCCUAUUUUACAGCAGCAUCAUAUUAGUCACAAAGUUUCUUUUUUAAACAAGUUUGGGAUAAAUGGGCUUUUUUAAAAAACAAAUUCAAUGUAGAAGUGUUCUUUGAUUAUACAAUUAAUGAUUCAUAUCUAUUUGAGUUUAAUUAUUUACCUUUUAAUGUUGGACUGGUUUUAAAAAUGUGAUUGAGAGGUGUUUGAGUGAAGUCUAUAAGCUGACUGGUUUGGACCAAGUUGUUUGUUACUAGAGGCAGGCAGCUGUCUGUCUCUUUAUGAUUUAUUUACUCCUGCUGGGAGAACUCCAGCACGAGAAACAUUACACUAACUUCAGAAAGGUGGGGUAGGUACCUGCCAUUUGAGCUAAUGUUUUCCCUUAUAGCACUUGGAUCAAAUUUAUCACUAACAUGAUUAGCAGUGGAAGUCAUCCCUCCUUUCAAUGGAGUGCAGCAGUAAGUGCCUUCUCCUGAAGGGGCCUGUGGCUUGGUGGAAUAGGCCAAGUCAUGCUGCAGAGUGACUGCAACCCUUCCUCACCAUCUGCAUUUUCACAGUGCAGUGUAUUAGUGGGAGUAUUAGGAGAAAGACUAUGAAGCCUUCCUAGCAAUUACAUCUUUUAAUUGUGGCCUUAGAAAGCUCAAAUGAUUCCUCCUUGGUGCCAAUUUGGAAAAAUAAAUAAUCUGAAAUGAAGUAAGCAUGCUUCAAUAAGACAAUAGUCAUAGUGCCAUUGGGUGAGUGAGGUGUCAGCCAGGAUUCCUGACUCGGGCUGGUUAUCUGGAAAAGCUUGCUAGACGCUUGAUUUAAUUGCUGCUUUUAAUAGUCAAGUGGCCUUGCCCUUGAGAAAAGGGAGACAUGGAGCAGUGUCAUGUGCCUGAGGAACGGAGUUUGGCAGUUGUCAGCACUGACCCAGUAGUUGGGUUGUUGUUUUCACUCACUGUUUAGGAACUCACUUCAUUGAUGCCUUACCUCAAACAUUGGAAAAAAACCAAAACAAAGCAUUUGCAAGCUCUUGGAGAUGUUAGGUUUUUGGUACUGUCCACUGUAAUUCACUAUAUUAUUUUAGAAAGAUGAAUAGAAAAGGGCAUAGUCUGGUACAAGCUGUAUUUUGAACAGAAUACAUCACUAUAUCAACACUGGCUACUGUCCAAAAAGCAAUAAUUCUAGGUCUUGUAGAGAAAAUAAAAUAACAGCAGAGUUUUUAAAUUCUAAGUUACAACCACUGAAUUGGGAAAGAUGUUUCCUUUAAUGAAGAGCAGGCUUGAGCACAGCAUGCCUUUACAGUAAAAACAUUAGAAUUAAACGCAGCCUCACUUUACAGUGCAAUAGUAACACUAAGUUUAAAAUCUGGACCAUUUGUGAUCUAAAAUUGAGUUAAUGAAUCCCUAAGGUCCAGUCUGCUGUGUCCCCUGUUUUAUCACAGAAGUGCACAUGUAAAUACGUCAGUUUGUUUGAUCACCAAUCUCUGGCAACUGUGAUGUGAUCCAGAAUAAGUGUGUAUAGUCUGUCAGUUACAGAACUGCACAAGAUAUACUGGAUAAAAUGCAAUUCAUAUAGAUUGCACACAAGUCUCAAUACUCAAAACAGCAUGCGUGAGGGUACUGCUUCAUGGUCAUGAGAUGUGCUGUAGGCUGAUAUAUAAGGAACGACUAUGGAGAUGAGUUACAAGAAGGAGCCUGACCUCUAUUAAACUUUAUCUUGCCAGAAUGGGGAAAAAAUGUCCAAGUACAAAGAAUAGUACCCUUAGUUCACAAAAUAAAUGUCACAUCAUAAACUGGAGCAUUAAUAAUUUAUUGAGCACUAUCAGCCAUUAAGUCUGUGUCUCAUUCACCACCAUUCUUUUCUGCAUUUUUUUUUUGUUUUAGUUUUAAGACGACCUUUAGUGCAGAAACACCUGCUAUUUUCAAUUGUUUUUGGCAGUUGACAGCCUUGUCAAACAAUUAUUCUGAAGAGCAGUCUGUUUCCAUCAUUUCCUACUUUUCCGCGUGUGGGGUUGCCUGGUUUGUUUCUCACUGUUUGAUUUUGCUUGUAGCCUGGAUGCUGCUCAUUAACCUACAGUGAUGUAGAUGGCAAUGCAGCUACAAUGUACCCCCCCUCCCCAUUCCUAUCCCAUCUGCUAGCAUUCCAGGCUGGACCAAGCCGAGUGAAACGGCAUUACCCACUGACCCAUAAUCAAUCGAGCAGCUGGCAGGUGAAAACACAGCGAGGAAAGUACCAAAUGGAUAGAGUACUUUUAAACCAUUAGUGUUUAAUGUUUAAAUAGUGUAAAAUUACACAAUAAUUCAGUUGAUCUGCACAUCAUCGCACACAGACCAUUUGUAAUAAUUAACAUCCAUAACAGAGUUUCAGCAGUUUCUCCAGUAUUGUACCCAGUCAAAUCCAUAUCAAUCAUGCUAAUUGCACGUGUGGGAAGUGCAAUUUCAUGGAUGAAGUCAACCUGUUUCAGUGAGGGUCAUGCUGCAAGCACAGGUCUGUAAUUUGACAAAAAAGGAAUAUCCAUGAAGAUGUUUUAACACUAAUUCUAAAAAGUCAACAAAGAAACAUAGGAUUUGAGUUUCUCCACUGGUCGAGUGCUUGUAUUUUCUAUUGAAUGCUUAUCUGGAAACUUGACUUCUAUUAAAAAUAGUAAUUUCUCAAUA
This is a messenger RNA of Hemiscyllium ocellatum (epaulette shark), 4745 nucleotides long. RefSeq names its product islet cell autoantigen 1-like (gene ical1). The coding region runs from base 138 to 1667 and encodes 509 amino acids. Gene Ontology annotation, molecular function: protein domain specific binding. Gene Ontology annotation, cellular component: Golgi apparatus. Gene Ontology annotation, biological process: regulation of transport. NCBI's taxonomy places the organism in Eukaryota, Metazoa, Chordata, Chondrichthyes, Orectolobiformes, Hemiscylliidae. The transcript has 14 exons. The record is from RefSeq and is a predicted model, not a curated record.